Messenger RNA from Salpingoeca rosetta, 2155 nucleotides. RefSeq lists its product as uncharacterized. The transcript is spliced from 6 exons. The coding region runs from base 345 to 1454 and encodes 369 amino acids. The record is from RefSeq and is a predicted model, not a curated record. NCBI's taxonomy places the organism in Eukaryota, Choanoflagellata, Craspedida, Salpingoecidae.
CUUCCGUAAAUAGUCAAGCCUUGAUUUGAAGAAGAAGGAACGAACGCACGACCAACACACAACAGACAGUGCGACAAUGCACAUUCGUUCGUUCUGCACCCGAACGACGCAACCACAAACAACAAGCAACACGAACCUUCUCUCUCUCCCUCCCACACGGAUUUGUUUCGUUUGUGACUUUGCCUGUGCCGUGAGGAAGAAGCGGGCUUUGAUCGGCCUUGCUUCGUGAGACAACCGACGUCUGCUGUUCAUAACUUGCUUGUCAGCACGUCGAACUGCCUUAUAUUUCCACCCUACUCUCCUUGAUCCAAGACGACUCAAGAAAGCUCAGAUACAUCAACUCUAUGGACGUCAAGCACAAACAAGCGACACACCAAGCACAAGCCAUGGAGCACCACCACCAGGAGCAGCAGCACGAACACCAGCACUGCGAGCAUGCACAUGAUGCUUCUGUCAUGGACGACUGGGCACUCGUUUUGGGAUCCUUGCACAGAAUCUACGACCCAGACACACGUGACUCUGUGCUCUCGCACAUCACCAUCUUCGAGGCGGUGUACAGGAUAGUUGGCGCGGGGCGUGGCUCGGAGUUGUUUGACCGCAUCUGUGAGGAGGUGUUGGCUCGGCGCUGUGCGGCGGUGUGCGAGUUCCUGGGCAAGCAGCUUGACGUACCGUGCGGGCAGUUCCUCGAGUGCUUUGCGUAUUGUGGCCGCAACUAUAAGAAGUCGACGCAGAUCUCGCAGACCGUACUCAGGCACCUGGAGAACAUGAUUCUCAAGGCGAAACUCUUCACUGAUUUCGACACAGAGGCCUUUGAUCUGUACCACGAGCGGGUGAUCCGUGACAAGCGGCUGCAUACGAAACUCAAGUCGAGUUUGAAGGAGGCGGCGGCCACCCCACUCGCUGUCGACCCGUCCGUCCUCAUGUGCAUCACCCAGGGGCUCAACAAGUUCAACCCACGCUACCUCGAAGACCUGCCUGAGCUGCGAAAGCGGUUCAUUGUGCGUGAGCGCGGCUACGUCAACCCGGGGUGCAUCCCCCAGCUCAGCUCGAUGGAGAGGGAGGCGAUGAACGAGGUGGAGCGCGCGUAUCGCAUGCUCGGAUAUGACAGUGAUUCCGCGUCGUGUGUCAGCGACGACCCAAACCCGCGCAAGCGCGCAUAUACAUCCGAGACAGACGAGGAGGAGGAGGACGAUAGCGGUGACGGUGCUGAUGGUACUGAUGAUGAUGAUGAGGUUGUUGUUGUUGUCGGUGGCGGUGAUGGUGCUGAUCACAGCGAGCAGCAGCUUCUCGUGCACGAUGAACAGGAACAGCACCACCAGCACGACCGACUCGAGGAAGAUGAGCACAAAGGCGGCGACAUGCACACCAGAGAUGAUGGUGAUGCUUGUGCUAGGAGAAGCAGCAGCUGGGUCAGCCGUUCACACCCUGUGCCCAUGAAUGUGGACGAAGACUGACUUGGUCAGUCAGAUAUGGGUGCAAUGCCCGCUGUCACCUCUUGUCGGUCCCACACACAUGCGCACACAGACACACCUGCACAUAGACUGCGUCGUUGUUCCUCCUCGACUUCUCCGCGGCCUUGUUCCCUUGUUUGAUUCCUGCAGCCAUACAUUGUCGUACGCACACACACACUGUCGUACGCACACACACACACACACACACACACACACACACACACACACACACACACACUUGCAUAGCAGCGUCUUUUCAGUUGUCCUUACACGACCUGUGAAUGGCUUGCGUUAUCUCUGUUCUUGACGCGACUUGUUGAUCAUGUUGCGAUGUCGCACUCGCGGCUUUGUGUUGUCAAGUUCCAGUGUGUUGCUUGUUGUUGUUUGUUGCAUUCGCAUGCUGUCAUGUCACAACAUCACACGUUAUUUUCAUAGUAUUGUUGUUGCGUCAGUUUGGGUCUCGUGAUUUUACCCUUCGCUCGUUUCGCAGAUGUAGUUCGUUCUUAAAGCCCCUUGAAGCUUCGCUGGUGACGAGCAUGUCUUAACUCUUGCUCGCCUCCAUUGUUGGCUGGAUCUCGGUUAUAUGCCAGCCGUUUGCCGUUUGCAGUUUACUUCCCUUUCCUCGCCAGUGUUCGCGCCACUUUGCUUCCCAUUCAUUGCCCGUGUUACCAUUGGCAUUCUUCGAUAAAAGCUGUGCUUUGCUG